This is a messenger RNA of Meleagris gallopavo (turkey), 1683 nucleotides long. RefSeq names its product cerebellin 4 precursor (gene CBLN4). Gene Ontology annotation, molecular function: protein binding. Lineage: Eukaryota; Metazoa; Chordata; Aves; Galliformes; Phasianidae. The record is from RefSeq and is a predicted model, not a curated record. Gene Ontology annotation, cellular component: synapse.
CCCGCCGUGCUCCUGGCCCUGGCGCUGGGCGGCCCCGCGGCGCGGGCGCAGAACGAGACGGAGCCCAUCGUCCUGGAGGGCAAGUGCCUGGUGGUGUGCGAUUCCAACCCGACCACCGACGCCAAGGGCUCGUCCUCCUCCCCGCUGGGCAUCUCGGUGAGGGCGGCCAACUCGAAGGUCGCCUUCUCGGCGGUCAGGAGCACCAACCACGAGCCCUCCGAGAUGAGCAACAAGACGCGCAUCAUCUACUUCGACCAGAUCCUAGUAAACGUGGGCAAUUUUUUCACAUUGGAAUCUGUCUUUGUGUCACCAAGAAAAGGAAUUUACAGCUUCAGUUUUCACGUGAUUAAAGUCUACCAGAGCCAGACAAUCCAGGUUAACUUGAUGCUCAAUGGGAAGCCAGUCAUCUCUGCUUUUGCUGGGGACAAGGACGUCACUCGUGAAGCUGCCACUAAUGGAGUCCUGCUCUAUCUAGACAAGGAGGAUAAGGUUUACCUGAAGCUGGAGAAAGGUAAUCUGGUUGGUGGAUGGCAGUAUUCUACGUUUUCUGGCUUUCUGGUCUUUCCCCUGUAAAGUCAAUUUUCCUGUGACGUUUGUCCGGUCGUGGAGUCGUCAUUGCCUCUGUCACAUGAAGAUCAUUCUGUCAUCGUGGGAUUGGUGUUUCCUUAUUGGUUUUUCAUGGGUGAAUAUGGAUUCUCUUUAUGGAUUUUGGCCUCAUCUGAACUACACAGAAGUUUCACAGAAUUUUGUGUGUUUAACUACAAUAUAUUUGGAUUGAGACUAAAGCAGACGAUAAAUACCUAUGCUUAAUGUUACGGUCUAAAGCUGCCUGCAAAUUUUAUUCAGAUUUCGUUUACUGGACUUAUGGAUUCCUGAGAGAAGUGGAUUUUCUUUAAUUGUGAAACAACUGGCAACCAGGUCCAUAAUUUAGCAGAAUUUGAAUUCAUACUUCAAUCAAGAGUUAGUGUGUUGCUGCCAAAGAACUGUAUAUUGAUAUAUUGGUCAUACAUGUUUCAGUCACUGGGACUUAGCUAACAUGAGUUAUUCCAUUGUCUUGAGAAAGGUAAUUAUUUAUGCUAAGUGACUGACUUUAAUUCUCCUCUGCUGUAGUGUAUUGGAUGGUUCACCCAUAUAUUUAUGCUCUGUCGCUGGCUAUGAUUGCAUCUUGCCUGCAGAAAGCUAAGAAGGUGUGGCUGGAUUUUAGUGGGAUCUAUAAGUUAUUCCUCUCUUCCAAAAACAAGAGCAGCCGAUGACCAUUAAGAAAAAUACUCUUAUCAGGGUUAGAGGUGAUCAUCCAGGUGUGAUUUUCAGAACAGCUUUGCUCUUCAGGAAAUCUCACACUUUUCAAUUUUAAUUAAUGUGAUUGAUAAUAACUGCUGUAUUGAAAACCUGAGGGAUCCCUUCCUUAGACACAGAUGCUUUAUUAGCUGGAUGUGUGUCCCCCUGUUUGUAAUUAUGCCCAUUUUUCAAACCUUCUCUUGUGUUACAGGUAUCAUCUGGCUUUGCCUUAACUCCACAAUUGUAUAUAAUUUUAGAUUGUAUGCUUAACAAACCUGGAAUCCAAAUAGGCAGUACCUCACUUGGUGCAAUAUCUUUUUUGCUUUUUGUACAGGUCAUACGAAGCUCAUAAACUCACUGAUUAUGUCAUUGUUAUAUAAUAAAGAUUAAUAUAUGUUAGCUGGA